AUGCUGACUUAACUGGUCAGGGCACCCCAGUCUGGCUGACAUGGCUGAAACGCACACUCCAUAUUAUUCCUUGAAGAAAAUGUUUUCUUUCUUCAAUAGUGUUACUGCUCUCUCUGGCAUGAUCCUCAUUGGUCUGAGCAUCUAUGUGAAUUUCAGAGGGGCUGUCCUGACCAAGGUCCUUGGGCUGUCCUCCGCAUACCUGUUUCAUAUUGGUUACCUGUGCCUGGUGAUGGGCAGCGUCACGGUGUUGCUUGGCUUCGCCAGGCGGCAGGGAGCGGCCAAGGAAAGCAGAGGCACCCUCUUGUCUUGUUUCUUGGUCAUGGUCAUCAUUCUCAUUGUGGAAAUCACGGCUGCCACGGUGGUCUUUGCCUUCUUCCAGAUUGUUCGAGAAGUGGCCUUGGAGCACAACUUCGUGACCCUGAGGAAGAAUUACAGAGGUUACGAGGAGCCAGAUGACUACUCCAUGCGAUGGAAUUUGGUCAUGGAGGAGCUCAAGUGCUGUGGAGUGAAGAACUACACAGAUUUUUCUGGCUCCUCCUUUGAAAGGGCGACAGGUCACACCUACCCCCGGAGCUGCUGUAAAUCCCUGGGGACCAUGGACUGCGAUGGACGCAAUGUGUCUGCAGACGUCAUCCACCAGGAGGGCUGUUUCCCUAAGCUCCUGAAAAUAACCAAGACUCAGAGCACCAACCUGAGUGAGGGCUGUCUGGGGGCAGCAGUGAUGCAGCUGCCAGGAACUCUUGCCACCUUGCUGCUGGUCAUCAAGCUGGGCUGACAGGCCUGGGGAGAACAGGACCGCUGAGCCCCCCUGGCUGCUGGAAGAAGAUGUGGGCUCAAUCUGUUUCUCUGCGGCACUCCCUGCGUCUGGAAAAGGAGAUGGAUAAUAAAAGAUUUGGGAAAUCCUCGUCA
Messenger RNA from Cervus elaphus (red deer), 909 nucleotides. It is a transcript of the gene TSPAN16, whose product is annotated as tetraspanin 16. The record is from RefSeq and is a predicted model, not a curated record. Lineage: Eukaryota; Metazoa; Chordata; Mammalia; Artiodactyla; Cervidae. Gene Ontology annotation, cellular component: membrane. Bases 41 to 775 code for a protein of 244 amino acids. The transcript has 7 exons.